Molecule: messenger RNA, 1307 nt
Organism: Coprinopsis cinerea okayama7#130
Lineage: Eukaryota; Fungi; Basidiomycota; Agaricomycetes; Agaricales; Psathyrellaceae
Product: cytoplasmic protein
Exons: 8
Coding region: 46-1227 (393 amino acids)
Cellular component (GO): cytoplasm
Molecular function (GO): GTP binding; ATP binding; ATP hydrolysis activity
Source: RefSeq, a predicted model, not a curated record
CUCUUUUCAUCCUCGCCCAUCACACAGGCGAAGAAGAAUAAGAAAAUGCCUCCAAAAAAGGCUGCUCAGCCAGAGAAAAAGGCUCUCUUAGGCAGACCUUCAAACAACCUCAAGAUCGGUAUCGUAGGCCUGCCCAAUGUCGGAAAGUCCUCUUUCUUCAACGUACUCUCCGAGACAGACCUCGGAAAAGCCGCCAACUUUCCCUACGCAACUAUAAACCCAGAAGAAGCCCGUAUCCCAGUCCCAGAUGCCCGCUUUGACUGGCUCUGCGAACUCUACAAGCCUGCGUCCAAAGUCCCCGCCCACCUUACAUGCAUUGACAUUGCUGGUCUCACGGCGGGCGCUUCUACAGGAGCUGGUCUAGGAAACUCUUUCCUCUCACACGUUCGUGCAGUAGACGGUAUCUUCCAAGUCGUCCGAGCCUUCGAUGACGCCGAAGUCAUCCACGUCGAAGGAGACGUCAACCCCCUCCGUGACAUGGAAAUUAUCCAAACCGAACUUCGUCUCAAGGAUAUCGAGUGGGUUGAGAAGACCCUCGAGAACUUGAAGAAGGGCGCUCGCGGUCUCGGAAACUCCAGUUUGGCUGAUAAGGCAAAGAAGGAGGAACUCGCCACGGUUGAGAAGAUCUACAAGACUUUGUCGGUCGACAACAAGGACGUUCGUAAAGCUGAAUGGAAUAACAAGGAGAUCGACGUUAUCAACGGUCUCCAACUCCUCACCGCCAAACCCGUUACCUAUCUCGUCAACCUUUCUGAACGAGACUACGUCCGCAAGAAGAAUAAAUGGCUUCCCAAGAUCAAGGCUUGGAUCGAUGAACACAACCCCGGUGACCUCCUCAUCCCCUUCUCUGUCUCGCUCGAGGAACGCCUUGGUCGUAUGACGCCGGAAGAAAAGGCCGAGGAAGAGAAGAACUUGGGCGUUAACAGCGCGUUGCCCAAGAUCACGCAUGCAGGUUACAACAGUUUGGAUUUGAUUCGGUACUUUACCUGUGGACCUGAUGAAGUCCGAGCUUGGACUAUCAGGAAGGGUACCAAGGCACCCCAGGCUGCUGGUGUUAUCCACUCCGACUUUGAGAACAAGUUUGUCUGUGGUGAAAUCAUGUCCUAUGACGAUCUCCGCGAGCACGGUAGCGAAGCAGCCGUCAAAGCUGCUGGUAAGCUGCGACAACAGGGCAAGCCUUACGAAAUGGCGGACGGCGACAUCGCCUACUGGAAGGCUGGUGGUUAAAGUGCUAGAAGAUGAUCCUCCUUGUAACAACAGUAUCAGUGUAAUUAGUAGCAGUCCAAUACUCAUCUAUCAUAUACCAC